GACGCGAAGGCCCAUACGGAAGCGUGAGCCACAUCCCGAGCCGGAGCCCGAGCCGGAACCCGAGCCGGGAGCGGGGCUCCGGGGCUCCGGGCUGUAGGGCCUGCUGGGCCGGCAGCGAUGGCGACCCUCUGGGGAGGCUUCCUUCGGCUUGGCUCCAUGCUCAGCCUGUCCUGCUUGGCGCUGUCGGUGCUGCUGGUGCAGCUGUCAGACGCCGCCAAGAAUUUCGAGGAUGUCCGGUGUAAAUGUAUCUGUCCUCCCUAUAAAGAUAAUUCUGGGCAUAUUUAUAAUAAGAACAUAUCCCAAAAAGAUUGUGAUUGCCUUCAUGUUGUGGAUCCCAUGCCUGUGCGGGGUCCUGAUGUAGAAGCAUACUGUUUACGCUGUGAAUGCAAAUAUGAGGAAAGAAGCUCAGUUACGAUCAAGGUUACUAUUAUAAUUUAUCUCUCCAUUUUGGGCCUUCUACUUCUGUACAUGGUAUAUCUUACUCUGGUUGAGCCCAUACUGAAGAGACGCCUAUUUGGACACUCACAGUUGAUACAGAGUGAUGAUGAUGUUGGGGAUCACCAGCCUUUCGCAAAUGCGCAUGAUGUGCUGGCCCGUUCCCGCAGUCGGGCCAAUGUGCUGAAUAAAGUAGAGUAUGCCCAGCAGCGCUGGAAGCUUCAAGUUCAAGAGCAACGAAAAUCUGUCUUUGACCGUCAUGUUGUCCUCAGUUAACUGAACUCAAAUUCAAGAUGACUGGAAAGAAACGAGGCAGACAACUGGAAUAAAUAGAGCUUUUCUGGG
Manis pentadactyla (Chinese pangolin) is the source of this 780-nucleotide messenger RNA. It is a transcript of the gene TMEM9B, whose product is annotated as TMEM9 domain family member B. The record is from RefSeq and is a predicted model, not a curated record. Lineage: Eukaryota; Metazoa; Chordata; Mammalia; Pholidota; Manidae. Gene Ontology annotation, cellular component: lysosomal membrane. The transcript is spliced from 5 exons. Gene Ontology annotation, biological process: positive regulation of canonical NF-kappaB signal transduction. The coding region runs from base 118 to 711 and encodes 197 amino acids.